Perkinsus marinus ATCC 50983 is the source of this 1698-nucleotide messenger RNA. RefSeq lists its product as hypothetical. Gene Ontology annotation, cellular component: membrane. The transcript has 11 exons. The record is from RefSeq and is a predicted model, not a curated record. Bases 1 to 1698 code for a protein of 565 amino acids. Gene Ontology annotation, biological process: protein localization to membrane. Lineage: Eukaryota; Perkinsozoa; Perkinsida; Perkinsidae.
AUGCUAGCAGUAUUGACUGUGAGUGAGGAGACCGAGUAUGCUAUAGGAGCGGAUAUUAUCGUGUGGAUGGAUAAAAUCGGGCUUAUAACACCCUCAAGAGACAUACUCUACACUAAGCUAGGGUUAUGUGAAGUGGGAGAUGAUAAGGACGGCAACAAGGGGUCGCUUAGCAUUGGUGAGGAGAUGGAAGGUCAUGACUUUAUAGAGAACCCGUAUUUGGACAUCAAGUUCGGCAAGAACGUCCCUGAGACUCCAACGUGUAGUAUGGUCUUGACUAAAGAGCAGGUCGUAUCUUUGAAGAAGGCGAUCAAUGAUAACUACUGGUAUGGUAUGUAUAUUGAUGACUUACCGGUUUGGGCUUUUCUUGGACAGCCGGGUAGUGGUGCUGGAGCUCUCUUGGAGGGUAGUGGAGGAUAUGCUGUUGGUGUUCAGGUCUUCAGUGUAGAUGUGAUUCCUGGCAAUCCAGUACCGUUGGUAGAGGGUACAGAGCUGAAGUUUACCUACUCAGUACAGUGGGAGGAUACUGAUAAACCGUACUCGUCUAGAUUUGACAAGUACUUGGAAACCAACUUCUUCGAACAUAAGGUCCAUUGGUUCUCUAUAGUAAACUCUUUCAUGCUCUGCCUAUUCCUCAUUGCUGUUGUGAGCAUUAUUCUGAUGAAGACGUUACGGAGGGAUUUCACCAAAUAUACCAUGACCGAGCAAGAGGAGCUCGAGAGUCUGGACCGCGCGACGGACGAUUCGGGAUGGAAGCAAGUACACGGGGAUGUGUUCCGUCGACCGCCCUAUCUGAUGCAGCUCUCUGUAUUGGUCAGCACAGGAGUGCACAUCGCGGCUACAGUAGCAGGGGUGCUUAUACUGGCUAUCACCAAUACAUAUUAUCGACAUCGUGGAACGACGAGAGCCUCGGCUGUGUUCAUGUAUGUGUUCACGACAAUACUCGCGGGGUAUGCAGGUGGCAGACUAUACCGGCAGUUUGGUGGUAAAACAUGGAAGAAAGCGAUGGCGUAUCAAGUCCUCUUCCUACCAGCUGUACUCUGCCUUAUGUUUAUGGGUGUGAAUACGACAGCAUGGAUAAAGGGAUUAACCUAUGCUAUGCCUUUUAAGACUAUACUCCUGCUAUUCAUGGUCUUCCUUGGGGUGUGCGUACCCCUCCAUAUGAUAGGGACGCUGUGGGGUAGACGGGCUGCGGCUGAUCGUAGCUUCCCUUGUCGAGUGCAUCAUCUUAAGAGGCCCAUCCCCAUCCAACGCCGAUUCUUGAUACCUGGUCUUGUCUUAGCAGCAGGUCUGGUGCCUUUUGGAUGCGUCUUUAUCGAGAUGUAUUUUGUCUUUUCUAGUCUUUGGUCCUACAAUAAGAUCUACUACGUGUAUGGGUUUAUGCUGGCCAUUCUUGGGCUUCUCACUAUGGUCGUGAUAUGUGUAUCGAUAACAUGCGUGUAUCUCCUAUUGAAUAAUGAAGACUAUCGUUGGCAGUGGAUGAGCUUCCUAUGCAGCUCGAGCAUCGGUGUCUAUAUUGCUAUAUACUCAAUAUACUAUUACUAUCAUUCGACUCAAAUGUCCGGCUUCUCCCAGUGGUUAUACUACGUCUGUACUACCAGCGUAAUAUGUCUGGGAAUGACGCUUUUUUGUGGAACUGUGGGGUACCUGGGGGCGUGCAAGUUCGUCUUUGCGAUAUACCGCAACAUUAAAUCCGACUGA